AUUGUGCAGCCCUUGUCUGAAUACUUCUUCCACCAAUGGUUUCCCUCUGUUUCCGGUCUUUAUGCCAAGCUAAGCUAACUGGCUUCAUAUUUACUGUGUGGUAUCGAUCUUCUCCGCUUAUUCUCUGCCAGAAAGCUAAUAAGUCUAUUCCCCAAAAUGUCAUUUCCACACGGGAUUUGUAGCAGUGGGCUUCAACUCUUAGAGGAUGAGCAGGUUUAACAAAUAAAUAGUCGUUGUUUGUUUCUGUGGUGCUGUGUUGGUACGGCAUCAUGGAUGCCGAGAACGUUUCAGGACAACACCCAAGAACAACAAGUGCUAAACUUCAAUGUACUUUCAUUUUCUCCAACUUGCACACUUGCAGGCCGCUUGUCAACAGCUCUUCAUAGACAGUUUUUAAAGUCAGCGAACUAAAGUUCAACGGAGCUGAACAUGGAACGCAUAGAACCAUACAUGUUCCUAGUGGAUAUGGCCUUGAACCUAUGUGCAACACUCAUCAAGAUGGCCAUGAAUGCAAAGGCCAACAAGGAGCGCUGCCAACAAGUUGCCCAGAGAGUGAAAGCACUGGAGGAACAAGUUCUUACCAUCAAGAAAAGAGGGUCGCGCCAAAUAUCUGCCACUGUGGAGAACGCCCUGAGGGAUCUCUGCAGAACUCUGGAAUCUGCCAUGGAGCUAAUGGAGAAAUUUUCCAAAACUAAUGCUUUGAAGGGCUUCUGUAAGUCCAGCAGCAAUGAAGAGAAGUUCUGGAGAGUGUACAAAAAUCUCACUGAUAACCUCCAGGUACUGCAAUCGGCUCUAGUCAUUGAGCAGGGGGACAUGCUGCACAGAGUGUAUGAGGCUGUAACAGAAAGGAGACGGCCUCAUACUAGACCAUCAGCCCCAAUGUUCGAACCUAGCACCACGCCCACAGAGACAAUGUCUAGCCCCACAACCCCUAAUCCUUUCCAAAACAACAUGCCCACCGUGACAAUGUCUAGCCCCACAACCCCUUUUCCUUUCCAAAACAACAUGUCCACCGUGACAAUGUAUAGCCCAACAACUCCAACAUCUUUCUACUACAACAUGCCCACCAUGACAAUGUCCAACCCCACAUCUCCCACAUCUUUCUACUACAUGACGCCCUCCAUGACAAUGUCUAGCUCCAUGUCCCCCAGCCCUUUCUCCACCACCACCAUUGUCUCCAAUUCUACCACGAACAUGAUGGCCCAAACACCAAAUACUGUACAUCUGUUUUAACAAACAAUGUUUUUUACUCCUAAAACAAGAGAAACACGCUGUAAAAAGUGAAAUAUUUUCAGUGAUAUGUGAGGGCAAAGAGGGAUGGGAGAGAGAAAGACCUUUUUCCAUGCGAACGGUUGGUAUAUAUCCUAUAAAUAGUUAUUCCUCAUUUUUCAUCCGUUCCGCAAUUGUCCAGCAACGUGUCAAUUUGUUAGUUAUAGGCAACAAAACUACUUGGUUAGGUUUAGGUUUGGGUUAAAAUAACUAAAGAAGUGACGUUUCUUAAGUACUGAAGUAACAUGACAAAUAAGUCAAUGUUUGGGUUUGAAUAACUACAGAAGUGGCGUUACUUAAGUGUGGAAUUUACGAGACAAAUAAGUCAACUCUGUUCAUAUACAAUGUAUUAACUAUUGUUUUUUUUAUUAUUAUUUCUAUGUGAAGCACUUUAUUAUUUUUUUGUAAUGAAAAUACUAGUGACACUCGGUUUCAAUGGUGGUGUGUAUACAAAAUGCAAAUUAAUAUUGUCAUUUUAAAAAGAUGAUGAAAGGUGAUGACUCAUGAAGUGUAUGCAUAGAGAACAAUAUCUUCUUGUUAAAACAUGUUACAAAUAACUUUUUCUUUAUUAAAGGAGAAACCAGUAACUUCAA
Molecule: messenger RNA, 1862 nt
Organism: Sebastes umbrosus (honeycomb rockfish)
Lineage: Eukaryota; Metazoa; Chordata; Actinopteri; Perciformes; Sebastidae
Product: probable serine/threonine-protein kinase irlD
Exons: 3
Coding region: 430-1233 (267 amino acids)
Biological process (GO): cell surface receptor signaling pathway
Source: RefSeq, a predicted model, not a curated record